AUGGAAAAGGAUGAUAUCAUCGAGAAAACAGAAGGUCCAACGCCCUGGGUUUCCCCAAUCGUUGUUGUGCCGAAACCCAAAAGUCCAAACGAUGUUAGAAUUUGUGUGGAUAUGCGAGCUGUCAACAAGGCAAUCCAGCGAGAACGUCACAUAACCCCCACCAUAGAUGACGUCAUAGCAGAUCUAAAUGACGCUAAAGUAUUUUCAAAGCUUGACCUCAAUCAAGGGUAUCACCAACUUGAACUCUCAGAAGAAUCACGCUACGUUACAACGUUUAGCACCCAAGUCGGCCUGAGGAGAUAUAAGCGAGAUUCAACAAAACCAGCGUUGAAUAUUUUGGAUAUGUAUUCUCAUCGCAGGGCAUUUCACCUGACCCUCGCAAAGUCGAAGCUAUACGCAACUCCCAACCUCCAUCCAAUCCAAACGAAGUCCGAAGUUUUCUAG
This is a messenger RNA of Paramuricea clavata, 444 nucleotides long. NCBI's taxonomy places the organism in Eukaryota, Metazoa, Cnidaria, Anthozoa, Malacalcyonacea, Plexauridae. The record is from the annotation of a GenBank genome assembly.